Cucurbita moschata (crookneck pumpkin) is the source of this 1879-nucleotide messenger RNA. RefSeq names its product stomatal closure-related actin-binding protein 3-like. The coding region runs from base 188 to 1663 and encodes 491 amino acids. Gene Ontology annotation, biological process: actin filament organization; regulation of stomatal movement. The transcript has 13 exons. Gene Ontology annotation, molecular function: actin binding. The record is from RefSeq and is a predicted model, not a curated record. NCBI's taxonomy places the organism in Eukaryota, Viridiplantae, Streptophyta, Magnoliopsida, Cucurbitales, Cucurbitaceae.
ACAAAAAGCAUGCCAUAACCAACCUCUCUCUUUAGAUUCUUCCUCUUCUCCUUCUCCUUCUCCUUCUCUUUGUUUCCCCCUUUCUUUUUGCUCUCCUCUAGCUGGAAGACCUUGUUUCUGAUCUGGGUUUGCCUUGGUUCCAUGUUUUUCAUCUUACUUUUCCUGUAAUCUAAUCGAUUUUGGAUCAAUGACGAAGAUUAGUCCUGAGUUUGAAGAAACUGUGAACAUGGAGGCAAUGUUGCCAGUUUCGGUUGAUGUUAGCUUUGCUUCGAAUCAAUUUCCGAAAUAUAAAUUAGGACCUGACAAUCAGAUUUUAGAAGAGCCUCAGGAUGUAAACCAGGGCCCUUCUCUUAAAGAGGUUAUCGAAGAGGAAACUACACACUUGUCUGAGCAGCAUAAGCGACUCUCGGUUCGUGACCUUGCCUGUAAAUUUGACAAGAACUUGGCCUCUGCUGCUAAGCUGUCUGAUGAGGCAAAGCUCAGAGAAGUGCCUUCACUGGAGGGACAUGUUAUUUUGAAGAAGCUUCGUGAUGCUUUGGAGUUUCUGAAAGGUCGAUUGGCUGGACGAAAUAAGGAGGAUGUGGAGAAAGCUAUCUCCAUGGUGGAAGCUUUAGCUGUGAAGUUAACUCAAAAAGAAGGAGAGCUGAUUCAAGAGAAGUUUGAAGUGAAAAAGUUGGCUUCCUUUCUCAAACAGGCUUCGGAAGAUGCUAAGAGGUUGGUUAACCAAGAGAAAUCUUUUGCUUGCGCUGAAAUUGAGAGCGCAAGAGCUGUCGUGCAGCGAAUUGGGGAAGCUCUUGAUGAACAGGAAAAAAAUUUGGACGAAUCGAAAAAACAGAACGUCGAAGGACUAGUAGAUGAAGUUCAAGAGGCUAGAAGAAUUAAACUAUUGCAUCAACCAAGCAAGGUGAUGGGCAUGGAACAUGAGCUACGUGCGCUGAGAGCUACAAUUCGAGAAAAAACUAUAAUCUCCGCAAAGCUUCAAAGAGAGCUCACAAUGUGCAAAAGGGCUGCAGAGAACAAGUCGAGUUUAUACGACUUGGAUGGUUCGGAAACUCUAGGUUCAUCUUUGAGAAUCAAAUGUGCCUCAGAUGCAGCACCCCCACUCUCAAAAUGUUCUAUUCAAUGGUAUCGAAUGUCGUCCGAUUGCAGCUGGAAGCAAGUAAUUACAGGUGCGACCAAGUCGAUCUAUGCCUUGGAACCUCUCGAUGUCGGGCGAACCUUACAAGUGGAAAUAGUGUCCAAUGGCCAAAAAGUGGACUUGAUGACAACCGGUCCCAUCGAACCUGUUUCAGGACUCGGAACUUAUGUUGAGACGCUCAUGCAAAAAUCCAACUCCGAAUUCAAUGUAACUAUAUCCCAGAUGAACGGACAAGAUUAUUCAUCACAUUCUGUUCAUGUAUUUCAUGUUGGGAAAAUGAGAAUGAAGCUUUCCAGAGGUUGGAUAACGAAGGCACGUGAGAAUUAUUCGUCUUUGAUGCAGCUAUGCGGAGUUCGAGAUGACCGAAGUACCGCAACCAAGGCACUAUUCUGGCAAGGAAGGAAGGGACUAUCGUUCGUGUUGAAAUUCGAAUCAGAGCGAGAAAGAAACGCCGCAAUCAUGCUUGCCAGAAAAUACGCCAACGACUGCAAUGUGAUGCUGGCUGGACCAGAUGAUCAAGUAUAGAAGUGAAACCUAACCAACUGAUCUUCGUGUUAGAAACCCGAGUUUUUUUUUUUAUUAUUUUUUUUAAAGCAGGGUUUUUUUAGGAGUGUGAUAGUACUAUGGGUUGUGAGUGAAGAAAAUUUGGCUUCUUUGUAAUGUAAUUUUGUUCAAUUUUUUUUUUUAUUUUGUUCACUAAUCAUGUUGAGCUGUUUUAGGCAUCCUUUUUUAUCUGCCUAA